Molecule: messenger RNA, 1338 nt
Organism: Aspergillus heteromorphus CBS 117.55
Lineage: Eukaryota; Fungi; Ascomycota; Eurotiomycetes; Eurotiales; Aspergillaceae
Product: DSC4 family protein
Exons: 2
Coding region: 141-1172 (343 amino acids)
Biological process (GO): SREBP signaling pathway; protein processing
Cellular component (GO): Dsc E3 ubiquitin ligase complex
Source: RefSeq, a predicted model, not a curated record
CUUAGACUGACCACCAGUCAGUCCUCUUUCCCCCCCCCCUCAAAAUACUAUCACCACCACACCCUCCCGGUCUGCCGUGGCACCCCUGAGCUUCCCUUCUCGCUCUUCCCCAACCACCACCCAUGUCCUCAUGACCCUCUAUGAACACUCCGGACGUCUAUCGAGAUGCGGAAUACAUCGCUGACGUGUCCGGCAUCCCCAAUGGCGGCGCUGGCUCGCUCGCGCCGGUCCAUUCCAGCUCCAGCGGCCAUGCGGAGCGCCUGAAAAAAGUGCAGACGGCCGCCAAGGUCGCGUUCAUCGAUCGACUGCUCCGUGAUCUCGACAUUCUCAUCUACUGCGAGCUGUCUGCCUUGUAUUAUAUGGACUGCUCAAUAAUCCUCUUCGCCAUCCGCGCCAUCGUACAACUAAUCUUCUUCACCCCCAAAGCGCCCCCCUUCGACCCCACGCGAAACCAACCCUUUGUGGCCGCCAUCCUCGGCAGUAAUCUCCUGUGCAUGAUAUUCCACAAGUUCUUUACGCGGGCGGAAGCCGGCGAGGCGACCCGCGGGUAUCUGCACGGGGGGCUAUUGAUCGAUUUCAUCGGCCAGAAGGCGCCCGUCUCGUUGGCCCGCCUCUUAUCUCUGGAUCUGCUGAUCUUGGUCCUUGAUUUGAUCAUGCUGGGGCUGGUUGUUGAGCGGGUGAAGACCGUCGAGCCGGCUACGGCGAGGGUUGCGGCGUUGGAGCCGGUUGAGACUUCUCCGUCUGCGGAUGGGGAUGGCGAUGGGCAGGACCAUGAUCUCGAAGAGAGGGGGAUGAGGCACGCGAGAUCGGCUUCUGCGCAGGCGACGGAGAACGGGAUUGAGUUGGGAGAGCUGGACUCUCGCGGGAUGGAGACGGAGAUGGAGACGGAGACGGAUGUGGAGCUGGAGGAGCGGACGCAGUUGCUGGCUGAUCCGACGGAGGGCGCACCGGCACGCGAUACCCAUCCGAUGGAUCCGUUUGUCUCCGGCCAGACGGUGAUCAUGGAUGUGGGACUGCUGAAUGUCAUCCGGGACCAGUGGCGGUAUAGCCCGACUGCGGUGCGGCGGUCGUCGCCGUAUGUGCCGUCGGAUCAGACGGCGGCUUUUCUGCGCGAGCGGUUCGGGAUCCGGGUUGGGGCCGAUGGACGCAUGGAGCGGAUUGCGCCCGAGUAAUAAUGAUGAUGAUGAUGAUGAUGAAGAUGAUGGUGACGAUGGCCCUGGACCCACGUAAUGACUGUCUGUAGACCGGGGUGUUGCUUCAUCUACCUAGCUCUUUGUACAUACGACUGACCGAUCAGUCACCCAACGGAUGAUUCCAUACAUAUGAACCCAGCUCGGC